This is a messenger RNA of Syzygium oleosum, 934 nucleotides long. RefSeq names its product eukaryotic translation initiation factor NCBP. The record is from RefSeq and is a predicted model, not a curated record. Gene Ontology annotation, cellular component: eukaryotic translation initiation factor 4F complex; cytoplasm. Gene Ontology annotation, biological process: translational initiation. The coding region runs from base 80 to 769 and encodes 229 amino acids. The transcript has 6 exons. Gene Ontology annotation, molecular function: translation initiation factor activity; RNA 7-methylguanosine cap binding. Lineage: Eukaryota; Viridiplantae; Streptophyta; Magnoliopsida; Myrtales; Myrtaceae.
AGGCGUGUUCAAAGUUAGGGCUGCUUUUCGUUUUUGUGGCUUUUCUCUUGGAAAGCGAUAAGCUGCGAAGCGAGGAGAGAUGGAAGUGGAAGCAGAGAAGGAGCCCGAGCACCACAACGAGGACAGCAACAGCAGCGGCUCGCAGUCGCUCAUCGAAUCCGCCGAUGGCCAUGGCUACACCCAGGAGCAACGCGAUCGCCAAGCUCGCGAGCUCAAAGCCGGCCUCCAUCCUCUCAAGUACAAGUUUGUUUUCUGGUACACUCGUCGAACUCCUGGAGUUAGGACGCAAACAUCAUAUGAGGACAAUAUAAAGAAAAUUGUUGAAUUUAGUACGGUCGAAGGUUUUUGGGUCUGCUAUUGCCACUUGGCUCGCCCUUCUGCUCUGCCAAGCCCAACAGAUCUGCAUCUUUUUAAAGAUGGAAUCCGUCCUCUAUGGGAGGACUCAGCCAAUUGCAAUGGUGGAAAGUGGAUAAUACGGUUUAAAAAGGUGGUGUCUGGCCGCUUCUGGGAGGAUUUGGUACUUGCCUUAGUUGGUGAUCAACUCGACUAUAGUGAUGACAUAUGUGGUGCAGUGUUAAGCAUUCGCUUUAAUGAAGACAUAUUGAGUGUGUGGAACCGCAAUGCUUCUGAUAAUCAGUCAGUUAUGGCUUUGAGAGAUUCUAUUAAGAGGCACUUGAAGCUUCCUCACAACUACAUUAUGGAGUACAAGCCUCACGAUGCUUCACUACGUGACAACUCGUCAUAUAGAAACACCUGGUUGAGAGGUUAAAAAGAUCUUAGGGUUCUGUCUUCUUAAGGUAGUCUGCAAUGAGGGUUGGUAGUCAUUUAACCAUGAUGUAUGGCACUAGCAGUUGAAUGCACCUUCAUUAAUCGCAGUACUUUCUGUUUAAAUUUUGAAGAUGCAAAUUGCAUUCCAAAUUGGAGUUAUUGAUAA